AGAGACCCUCACGCCUCUUUUAUCUCACGCAUGCAUGCACACACACACAUACAACAUGCGUAGUCUGUUUCUAUCACUGCUCAAGUCUUGGAAUGCAUUUUGUGGCAAACGUCAGAAAUAAUGAGGAGACUAGGUUAGUGGAGGAGGAUCCGGGCCGGGUGGUCUUCCUCAGUGACCCAGCUCACCCGGAAAGGAGACUUUAGCUCAUCUCUGUGCAUGCGCACCUGGCUGCUUAUUUCUGGACAUACACCCUGAGACUAUCCAUCUCAAAUGGAAAGAGGCACUUGUCAGGAAAACUAAAUGGAUGUGUGUGAGAGAAACAGUAUGCUCUGGCGUUGUGCUAAAACUUACAGAUGAAGGAGGAAAUUCCACAGAAAGUGCUGAAUUCUGCGGGUGCCGAAAAUGGUGACUUUGCCAGACGUGGGCUUUUGCUGUCUUUGUGGAUCUGAAUGGACACUAAAGAGGUCAUUUGAAGUGGACGAGGAUGCAUCCACAAACCCUUCCCCUCUCUCCCGCAGAACAACCAACCCUCUGCGCUCCUCCACCUCUUCGACAAGCAGUCGCUUUCAUGACUUGACCUCCCGAAACUCUGAGUCCGCCGCCAGGCAUGGUUCUGAUUCCUCCUCCAACCCUCGCUCUCCAAAGUCCAGCCUUACCCGUGUGGAGUUAUCAUCAGGCCGCAUUCCAGAUACUGUUUCACGCAGGACAGAGAUUUCCAUUGACAUCUCUUCUAAGCAAGUGGACAGCUCACCCAGUCCUGGUAUCGCCCGCUUUGGCCUGAAGAGACCCGAGGUCUCGCUCCAAAGCAAAGCCACAGAUGCACCCAUUCACAGAAGGGCUGAGGGUAACCACAGCAGACCCCAAGAACCUCCAACACCCCCCAAGAGAGCUGACCCGCCAAUAUCUACAACCCGGAUACCUGAGCUAUCCCAGAGGAGAGCAGAACCUCCCAGCCCUCUAGAGAUCUCCGCUCCAUCUAGACGGCCUGAGAUGCAAAUUAACAGACAGCUGGACACACCUUCACCUGCCCGAGAGUCAGAGAACAGCUUCACUUCAGCAGCCAGCGUCACCCCCACCUUCAAUGAAUACAAAACCCCUCCAUCAGUGAAUGAAAACCCCAGAAGACCAACAGAGAGGUCAGAGGUCAGUUCCAGCUACAGCAGCAGCAGCAGCAGUAGCAUUAUGGCAGAGUCUGUUAUACCAGAGAUGCCCUCAGCCAUGUCCCUGGACAAGUCCAGGAUGGACUUCAGCUACGUGGGCAUUGAUGCAAUCCUGGAGCAGAUGAGGAGGAAGGCCAUGAAACAGGGCUUUGAGCUGAACAUCAUGGUUGUGGGUCAGAGUGGAUUGGGAAAGUCCACAUUAAUGAACACACUCUUCAAGUCCAAAGUGAGCCGUAAGUCUGUCCUGGGCACAGCUGAGGAGAAGAUCCCCAAAACCAUCGAGAUCAAGUCUAUCAGUCAUGACAUCGAGGAGAAAGGUGUUCGAAUGAAGCUUACAGUCAUAGACACACCAGGGUUUGGAGACCAGAUCAACAAUGAAAACUGUUGGCAGCCUAUUAUGAAGUUUAUCAAUGACCAGUAUGAGCAGUACCUUCAGGAGGAGAUCAACAUUGACAGAAAAAAGAGGAUUCCAGAUUCAAGAGUUCACUGCUGCAUAUACUUCAUCCCGCCCACAGGACACUGUCUCAGGCCUCUGGAUGUGGAAUUUAUGAGACGCCUCAGCAAGGUGGUAAACAUUGUUCCUGUCAUCGCUAAGGCUGAUACCUUGACUCUGGAGGAGAGGGAUUUCUUCAAGAAGAAGAUCAGGGAAGAGCUUCGGGCAAAUGGUAUAGACGUCUAUCCACAGAAAGAGUUUGAUGAGGAUGCAGAAGACCGAAUGAUCAAUGAGAAAAUAAGAGAGAUGAUUCCUUUCGCAGUAGUAGGAAGUGACCAAGAGUACCAGGUCAAUGGGCGGAGACUCCUAGGAAGGAAAACAAAGUGGGGCACUAUCGAAGUUGAGAAUAUCGCGCACUGUGAGUUUGCUUACCUACGUGACCUUCUGAUUCGAACCCACAUGCAGAACAUUAAAGACAUCACCAGCAGCAUCCACUAUGAGAUGUACCGUGUCCGUCGGCUCAACGAGAAUAACACUCAGGCCAACGGCCUUGGCGAUCACCACCCGGCCUCCCACGAAAUCUAGCACCCCCCCACCUGAACCCUCCCAUUCCUUCCCAAUCCCCAACCCCUCAUUCACCUUACACUCCACUCCUCCCCUUCAAUCAGCUAUGGACUGAGGUGAAGAGGUCCAUCAAGAGAAGCACAUAAUGACUUUACCUCUCAAAAACGCCAGCACAAUGUCCUUAAACCUUCCAAGCAUUUUUGUUCUGGCACCAGAGACCCGGGGCUCUCAGAAAUGACUCUGAUUUGCCUGUUAAAAGAGCUUCACUAUAUAUAGCAUGUGUUUGAUGCUUCAGGUCUGUGUGCAGAUGCUGGUUAGGAGGCGGCUUUGAUUGCUUCUGAUUGGUCAAACUGUGCAAGCUCUUUACAUGCAGAUCAUGCCUGUGUUUGGCUUUAACAUACAAAUAUUUUACUGGGGUUUUCUCAAAAAUACUCCUUUUUAUGUGAUUUGUCAACUGUUUUAUUAAUAUUUAUGCUUAAUUUUGAGCGGGGCGCAUUAGAGGCGAAGUCACCAGGGCUUACAUGUCAAAACCUCGUUUCCAUUUUGCAUUCAAAAGAUGCUCCAUUGGUUCCAACUCUCUCUCUUUUAAGCACGGUGAAGUGUGGAGGUUUUACAGGUUAUCUGGUCUCUUUCUCGACAAUGCCAUCAUGCCAAAUGCACAGGAAACAUGUCGUGCCAUUUGUCUUGCUGUUUUAAAUGUGUUCAAAGGAUUAUAGGAACCCUUGGUGCCUUAUUAAAACCGUAAUGAGUGGAGUCACAAGGUUAGGAUUUCUAUUCGUAUGUCCCCAUGUUCACACUAAUACUCUGUCAAACGUGAAUAGAUCUAAACUGAUCCGUGGAUACAAUCAAUCUUAUUUAUUGUUGAAUGUGAUCUGGACUGUGGUUUAAUCUUGGUAGGAGAACAGCAGAACAUUUGGACAGCAUUUAACAAUGUCGCAGUCCACCUUUAAUGAAUCGAACUCUAGUUUUAUGUGGCAAAAUUUAGUGCCUAUUGUUUUACAUACAGUCCUACUCAUAUUCUCGUGUGUGGAUAUGUGGAUACAUACACCAUUUUGACAGUUUUUCUUUAUCAUUUGUCUUGUUUUCUUCUAGCUCUGAGGAAAGGGCCUGCAGGAGAAAAACUUUAAACAGUGCCAAGAUUUCUAGGUGCCUGAAUUUUUUUUUAAGAUUCCUGCCAUGUCUGAUAAAGAGCCGCUUUUUAAAACUGCUCAGGCUUUGUCCUCAUGUGCAAAACCCUUCAUAAAUGCUCAUCAUUGGGAAAAUAUCUUUGUUUUGUCCUGUGCUGUAUAUUCAUAGUGAUUAAAUUUUUGUAUUGCAAUACAGAGUAACACAAAUAACUUUGAUAUCCUGGUAUUUUAAAGAAAUAAAGAUUUAAAUGGAAAAAUAA
Messenger RNA from Paramisgurnus dabryanus, 3544 nucleotides. It is a transcript of the gene septin9a, whose product is annotated as septin 9a. NCBI's taxonomy places the organism in Eukaryota, Metazoa, Chordata, Actinopteri, Cypriniformes, Cobitidae. The record is from RefSeq and is a predicted model, not a curated record. Gene Ontology annotation, molecular function: GTP binding.